Messenger RNA from Beta vulgaris subsp. vulgaris (sugar beet), 1589 nucleotides. RefSeq names its product chitinase 2. Gene Ontology annotation, biological process: carbohydrate metabolic process. The transcript has a single exon. The record is from RefSeq and is a predicted model, not a curated record. Bases 72 to 1001 code for a protein of 309 amino acids. NCBI's taxonomy places the organism in Eukaryota, Viridiplantae, Streptophyta, Magnoliopsida, Caryophyllales, Amaranthaceae. Gene Ontology annotation, molecular function: hydrolase activity, hydrolyzing O-glycosyl compounds.
UAUAUAUAUAUACAAUUGCUCUACUCCCAUCAUUUCCAUCUUCUUCGAGUGUAGAACACAUAAACAUCAACAUGGCCUUGUCCAAAUUAAACCAUUUUCAUACACUUGUACCAAUCUUUAUCUUCAUGAUCAUCAUCAUACUUUCAUCAACUAAUACAAUUGCAGAAAACUCAAACCUCUUUAGAGAAUACAUAGGAGCAGAAUUCACUAAUGUAAAAUUUUCAGAUGUACCCAUCAACCCAAAUGUUCAAUUUGACUUCAUACUUUCUUUUGCUAUAGAUUACACAACUUCUACUUCUUCCCCAACACCCACAAAUGGAAAAUUCAACAUUUUUUGGGACACCAAAAAUCUUUCUCCUACACAAGUUUUAUCCAUAAAAAACAAACACCCAAAUGUUAGAGUAGGGUUAAGCUUAGGAGGAGAUAGUAUCUUCAAUAACCCAGCUUAUUUCCAACCCAAAACUAUACAUUCAUGGGUAACAAAUGCUGUUUCUUCUUUGAAACAGAUCAUUAAACACUAUAAUCUUGAUGGAAUCGACGUCGAUUACGAGCAUUUUAAAGGUGAUCCUGAGAUGUUUGCAGAGUGCAUAGGACAGCUGAUAUCAACCCUUAAGCGAAAUGGUUUGAUUAAGUUUGCUUCGAUUGCUCCAUACGAUGAUCAAGAUGUUCAAAGUCAUUAUCAAGCUUUGUGGAAGAGAUAUGGACAUGUUAUAGACUAUGUUAAUUACCAGUUUUAUGCGUAUGAUAAUAGUACAACUGUUCCUGAGUUUAUCAGUUAUUUUGAGAAACAAACAGAGAAUUAUAAAGGUGGUAAGAUUUUGACCAGUUUUAUUAGUGAUGGAAGCAAAGGAUUAGCACCAGGAAAAGGGUUCAUUCAAGCUUGUAAAAUGCUUAAGAAAAGGCAACAACUUUAUGGGAUUUUUGUUUGGUGUGCUGAUGAAUCCAAGAGUUUGGGUUUUAGAUAUGAGCAACAAUCUCAAGAACUCCUAGCUGCUUCUUGAUUUCAGUACUCUAACGGCCCCUUUGGUUAGUGGUUAUAAAUAGUGGUAAUGGUAAUGAAAUUUAGUGUAAAUUUGUAAAAAUUUUCACAUGUCCAUAACCAUGGGAAUGAAACUUUAUCACAAAACAUGGAUUUUCCUUUAUAAAUUUUCAUUACCACCUAAUACCACCUUCCCAAGUGGUAAUGGAUAGGAAUGAGAUUUUAGGAAGAAAAUGGAUAUCUUGUGAUUAAGUAGCAUUACCAUUGGUAAUGACAUUGGAUUUCUAGUACAAAUUUACACUAUAAUACAUUACCAUUCUCACCAUUAAUUACCUCUUACCAAACAGGCCGUUUUUAACCUCUUUGAUUUUGUUGAGGUUUACCUACCUAACUAGUUACUACUCUGGGUAAAAUCCAAAUCAUCUACUCGUGUGUAACUAGUCGAUUACUAUUUGUGAUACACAGUUUGUGGGGUAGAAGAUUUGAUUCGCUUGAAUAUGGUUAAACUAGUCGAUUUUUUUUUUUAGUGAUUUUGAAGAGGUAUAAACAGUUGUAGUAUAAUAAAUGUUGAAUUAUCGACUAUUAAGAUAAUAUACUGAAUAUUUGAAUA